UAACUGGAGCGUACUUCUCCCGAAAGCUUAUCUGCUUCACAAUCUUGGUAAGGCAAGUACCCUCCAUAAACAAAAAGCUUCCUGAUUCCAUUUUUUCAUACAGAGAGAAAAACAAUGAAGCUUUCACUAAAACUCCAAGAACAACCUCAAACUCCCAACAACCAAAAACAAUCACAAAAUCACCCACUUCUCCUUCGUGCCAAAAUCCCAAUUUCCAUUUUUAACCUCCCUUUCCUUUCUUGCUUCUCCACUACUACCCAUCACCCUUCUGAUCUCUCCCUUUCUCUUGCUACAAGUUUCCCUUCUGGUCCUACUCUUAAACUUGCUUAUUCCACUGCUUCACCCCCCAACCCCCCCCCUACUACCCCAACCACCCCACCUUUAACUCUUACCCUCAAAUCUGGAAUUGGCGUUUUUGGGUCUCCCAAGAAUUCACCUUUAGUGAUCUCUGCUAACUUUUCUUUUUCUCCUUUGAGCCCUCAUCAAAAUCCCAGUUUUACCCUUUUGUUCAAACCCGAAUUGGGUUCUUUUUCGCUUCGAAAAACCACUACUAGUUCUGAUGGGAAUUCUAGUGGUGUGAGUAAGCAGAAUGGUGAUGAGAAUUUUGGGUUUGUUCCUUUGGAGAGGCCAUUGAAUUUUAAGGAGUUUUCGAUGGAGGAUUAUGCGAAAGAUUCAGUCUUUAAAGGGAUUGCUGUAAUGGCGAAGACGGAAUUGCCUUUGACGAAAAGGGUUAUGAUGGAUUGUCGAUGGGGUGUGAAUUUUCCGAAGGAUUUGGGGAGCAAGAUGCCGUUUUUGAGUGUGAAUAAGAUUGGGAUUAAGAGAGUUGAGGAAGCUAAGGAGGUGAAGGAUAAGAAGGAUGAGAAUUCGGGCGAAAAUGAAUUGUUGAAAGGUAUGUGUUUUUGGAUGAAGAAGGAGUUGGAAAUGUUGCAGAGAGAGAAUAGAGAGAUGAAACAUAGGUUGGAGGAGAUGAAGAUGGGGAAUAUUGGUAGGAAGGGUGUUGGUGUUGGUGAGGGAGAGUUUGUAGGUGUGCAGGUGGUUGAGAAUUCAGGGGGUUUUGAGCAGUGGAGGAAUAAGAGGAAUAGCGGGGGAGAAAACGCGAAGAAAGAGCUGAAGAAGAACGCCUCAAAUGUGAAUCGAGCUAGUGAUGUUGAGAGUGAGUUGCAGAAAGCUAUCAAGGCUGCUUCUUCAUCAUGAGGGACACGCAUUUCCAAAGUGUCUGACCUAUUAUGAAAACUAAUGUUGCACCCAAAUAGAUUGUGUCCCCUCGGGGCUGUCCUGGAGACUACUGCUAGCGUUUCUCCUGCUGAUGAUAUGUGCUCUUCCUGAAUGCUGUUCUUAAGUUCGGCAGGAUUGUACUUGAGAUAAACUGGUUCUUAUAUAAGUUUAUAGCUUGGAGUAAUGCUCGUGAAACUAUAAUUUGACAAAAUGAUUUCUGCAAACUACUGUAUAUUUCAUUUUCUCGUGAAAAUCCUUGUUCGACAAGCCCAUUCAACUUAACUUGGAACUUUGGGAACUUUUACCUCGUCUAGCUUCAGGAUUGGCAGCUGCAUAUUUGGUUGGAUAGAAGUAUUCCACUAUUGUUGCUGUAAUACUCUGUGCAAGUACAUCAACUUUAUGUGCAAUCUGAAAAUGCUUCUCUAUUGAUGUUGAA
Molecule: messenger RNA, 1651 nt
Organism: Capsicum annuum
Lineage: Eukaryota; Viridiplantae; Streptophyta; Magnoliopsida; Solanales; Solanaceae
Exons: 2
Coding region: 115-1194 (359 amino acids)
Source: RefSeq, a predicted model, not a curated record